Schistocerca piceifrons (Central American locust) is the source of this 1623-nucleotide messenger RNA. RefSeq names its product alpha-amylase 2-like. Gene Ontology annotation, molecular function: cation binding; alpha-amylase activity. The coding region runs from base 1 to 1488 and encodes 495 amino acids. Gene Ontology annotation, biological process: carbohydrate metabolic process. The record is from RefSeq and is a predicted model, not a curated record. The transcript is spliced from 11 exons. Lineage: Eukaryota; Metazoa; Arthropoda; Insecta; Orthoptera; Acrididae.
AUGCGAGCUACGCUGUGCCUUCUGGCCGCCCUGCUGGGUGCCGCCAGCGCCCAGUGGGACCCCAACGUGGUGGACGGCCGCAGCGCCAUGGUCCACCUGUUCGAGUGGAAGUGGUCGGACAUCGCUGCCGAGUGCGAGAACUUCCUGGCACCCAAGGGCUACGGCGGCGUACAGGUGUCCCCACCGAACGAAUACCUGGCCAUCACCACCAGCAACAGACCGUGGUGGGAACGCUACCAGCCGGUCUCCUACAAGAUCAUCAGUCGCUCUGGAGACGAAGCCGCCUUCACCGACAUGGUGAACCGCUGCAACAACGUAGGAGUACGCAUCUACGUGGACGCUGUGAUCAACCACAUGAGCGCCACGCAGGGCGGUCUGAGCGGCGUCGGGGGCAGCAACCCCACGGCCUACAACUACCCAGACGUUCCGUACGGACAGAACGACUUCCACUAUCCACCCUGCAGCAUUACCAACUACAACGACGCCACCAACGUUCGCAAUUGUGAACUGUCUGGACUUCAGGAUCUGAAUGAUGGGUCAGAAUACGUACGUGGGAAGAUUGCGGACUACAUGAACAGCCUGAUAAAUAUUGGCGUCGCUGGUUUUAGGAUUGAUGCAGCGAAGCACAUGUGGCCGGACAACCUCGCAUUGAUCUAUGGCGCUUUGAACGAUCUCAACAGCAACUACUUUGGUAGUGGCAAGAGGCCACUCAUCUUCCAGGAAGUUAUUGACCCAGGAACCGAAGCUGUGAAGAAAACUGAAUAUAUCGGCAUGGGAAGAGUGUGUGAAUUUACGUAUGGAUCGUCGCUCUCAAACUGCUUUAGGAGGAACAACCAAAUGAAGUGGCUUGUCAACUUUGGUGAGGAAUGGGGCAUGGUCAACGGGAACAACGCACUGGUUUUCAUUGACAACCACGACAACCAGAGGGGCCACGGAGGCGGUGGUAACGUCCUUACUUUCCAGGAGCCGAAGCUUUACAAGAUGGCCGUCGCAUUUAUGCUGGCAUGGCCUUUCGGCUACCCGCGAGUGAUGUCCAGCUACGAAUUCAGCAGCUCCGACGACGGACCUCCACAGGACAGCAGCAACAACAUCAUCUCUCCCACCAUCAACUCUGACGACUCCUGCGCGAGACCGUGGGUGUGCGAACACCGCUGGAGGCAGAUCUACAACAUGGUCGGCUUCAGGAACGUUGCUGGAACCACCGCCAUGGCCAACUGGUGGGACAAUGGUAACUACCAGAUCGCCUUCUCGCGAGGAAACGUUGCUUUCAUCGCGAUCAACAACGAAGCUAGCGCCGAUCUGAAGCAGACCUUACAGACUGGUCUACCAGGUGGCACGUACUGUGACGUUAUAUCUGGUAACGUGAACGGCAACAGCUGCACCGGCUCCACCAUCACUGUCAACAGCGACGGCACGGCCUACAUCGAGAUCCUCACGUCUGCCGAUGACGGCAUGGUCGCUAUUCACACCGGGGCGAAGAUCGGUUGAGCACAGUUGUAUACUGGGGACUUCAAAAAUCAGCACCACCAACGACAUCACUCUGUCUUCUGGAUUCAUUCCAUCUCUUUUUGAUAAAUGUUGUGAAUCUUCGUUGUGAAAAAUGAUGGCAAAUAGACAACUUUG